This is a messenger RNA of Papilio xuthus (Asian swallowtail), 1044 nucleotides long. Its product is annotated as fibronectin type 3 and ankyrin repeat domains 1 protein. The transcript is spliced from 8 exons. The record is from RefSeq and is a predicted model, not a curated record. Gene Ontology annotation, molecular function: protein binding. Lineage: Eukaryota; Metazoa; Arthropoda; Insecta; Lepidoptera; Papilionidae. The annotation marks the transcript as partial.
AUGGAUUUUGAUGAUUUUUUGCGGAGAAAGUUUAGAAGUAGCAAGCCAGUAGCGCCGGACGUUGUGGAGAGAAGCAAGAACAGUGUGUCGCUAUUGUGGCAGCCGCCGAGUGCCUUCGUCUUCCUGGAGCACCGGCUGCUGUACCAACUGGAGAGGAGAGACAAGAUACCGCCUUGGGAACUCGUCUACAGCGGCGGUAGAACAUCAAAAACAAUAGACAAUCUUCCUCCGCGACAUCCGCACAAGUUCCGGCUGCGAGCAGUGCUGCGCGCCUCCGACGUUGAUGCUUUGUCCUCCGCCGCGCUGACACACCACGGAGACGUCAACACAACUGUUACCAACAUUACACAACUUGUGGAAGAUGUGCAGUGCGCCGAUGAAGAUAGUGAACAAAAUCGCAAGGAUAGAAGCUGUCUGGUGUCUCAAUGGUCGGAAGAGACAUGGACGAGCACGGAGUCUGACGGCGUGUCGGCCGUCUGCUUCUGCAUGGCAGUGCGCUGCGGGUACAUCAAACAGCUGCAGGCGAUGUUAGAGGAGCGUCCGGAGCUCAUAGACAUCGUCCCCAGUAACGGCCUCUCCCCCCUCGCCACCGCCGUCAGGAAAGGUGACGUGAACACGGUGCGGUUCCUACUGCAGGCCGGGGCGGCGGCGGGGCACGCACUCGCCGCAGGGCAGACCCCACUGCACCUGGCGGUUCUCGCCGGACAUCUGCCUAUCAUUGACCUUCUGCUGGACAAUGGCGCAGACUUAGAGACACAAGACAUUAACGGCCUGCGCGCGGAGCACUACGCCGCGGACUCGGGCAGCGUGCAAGUUGUGAGGCACGUGCUCGCUCAUGGCGGAGACACCAACGUGCGCGAUCACAACGGCUGGACGCCGCUAUUCAGAGCAAUUUGUCAGGGCGCGAGCACGGAGCUAGUGGCAGAACUGGUGGCACGCGGCAGCGAUGUGACGGUACGGGACCGUGCGGGCCUGGCGCUUCUAGACGCCGCCCGCCUGCUGCGAGACCAAAACGGCAAGAGACGCGAGUCGGUGCUACGUGUG